AUGGGUCUGUUUAAUCGCAAAAUCACCGUCUCUGACAAGGCCGUUACUUCGGCCGCGAACCUUACCUUGAAGCAGUCAUUGCUUCCAAAUGCUUUAGUCACCAUUCUCUUCUUCCUUUGGGGCUUCGCAUACGGAUUGCUCGAUGUAUUAAACGCCCACUUCCAAAAGAGCCUCGAUCUCAACUUUGCCCGAUCCUCCGGUCUGGCCUCGGCCUACUUCGGCGCCUACUUCAUCUGCCCCCACCAUCUCGGGAUGGAUCCUGCGGCGGUACGGCUUCCGGGUCACUUUUAUGACGGGGCUCUCCGUGCUCGCCGUCGGCUGUCUCCUGUUCUGGCCUUCCGGUGUUAA
Molecule: messenger RNA, 348 nt
Organism: Parascedosporium putredinis
Lineage: Eukaryota; Fungi; Ascomycota; Sordariomycetes; Microascales; Microascaceae
Source: the annotation of a GenBank genome assembly